UGUGAAUUGGAAUCGUCUACACCGCUUCCGUUGACGGUGACUGGGGGAAGGGCAGAUGUUUUCCUAAAUAUUCGGAAGUGAGUGUCAUUCUUAAUUGACGUUUGACUUGAGACUUUCAGCCCCUACAGAGGCAGUUUAGUAAAUUCGUUAAUUUAAUGUAGAUGCAUUAUGCAGUUAUGUUACAAUACGCGAAGUUGACUGGUCGUAGUGACGUACAGGAUGAGCUAAUAACGUAGGCCUAUGUGCAGACCGCUGUCUAGCUUGGUUUUCCAGAAUACCCUUAUGCUGCGAACUUGAUUAAUGAUGUGGUCUGACUAGCAAAUCAACUAAAAGUGAAAUUCUUGUUAUAAUGUGGCAAUAAAUCCGCAUCUUCCCCAGUGUGUGCUUGGUGUAAGCAUGGCUGGCACAAAGAAUACCGCUCAUGUGGUACAGCUGAAGCCUGUGGAGGUACCCAAGUGUAUGCAGGAUGGGGAGAAGUUCAUCAAGUGGGAUGAGGAUUCAGGAGUUGGAACUCCUGUUACUCUACGAGUUGACAAAAAUGGCUUUUAUCUGUAUUGGGUGGAUCAAAACAAGGAAAUGGAUAUGCUGGACAUAGCCACCAUACGAGAUACAAGAACAGGGAGAUAUGCAAAGAUUCCGAAAGACCCCAAAUUACGGCAGAUAGUAACAAUGGGCUCACAAGAUACACUGGAAGAGAAAACUGUUACUGUCUGCUUUGGUUCUGACUUUGUCAACAUUAUGUUUAUCAAUUUCUGUUGUACAAAAAAGGAAAUUGCACAACUGUGGACAGAUGAGCUCUUGAAAAUGGCAUACAGCAUACUACAGCUGAACAGUUCUGCUAUAAUGUUCCUGAACAAAGCACACACUAAAUUGACGUUAAUGACUGACAAAUCUGGCAAGAUUCCAAUCAAAAAUGUGGUGAAGAUGUUUGCUCAGAACAGGGAAGAUCGAAAACGGGUUGAGAAAGCUCUAGAUAUAUCUGGAUUACCUUCAGGCAAAAAUGAUGCAUUAAGUCUUCAGAAAUUUCAGUUUGAAGAUUUCUUCAACUUCUACAAAAGCCUUACGCAUAGGGUUGAAGUUGAGAAAAUUUUUGAGGAAUUGUGUGGUGGCACUUCCAAGCGAAGAUUAAUGACAGCAGCUCAGUUAGUAGAAUUUCUGAACAAAACACAGCGAGAUCCCCGACUAAAUGAAAUUUUGUAUCCGUAUGCCAACACCUCUAGGGCCAAGGAUCUAAUUCAGCAGUAUGAGCCCAACAAGUACAAUGCACAACGAGGCCAGCUUAGUUUUGAUGGCUUUCUGAGGUAUCUGAUGAGCGAAGACAACCCUAUUGUUGCACCUUCGAAGCUUGACCUUUCAGAUGAUAUGGACCAGCCGUUACCACAUUAUUUCAUCAAUUCUUCACAUAAUACUUAUUUGACUGGUCAUCAGCUGACAGGUAAAUCAUCAGUGGAAAUAUACAGACAAUGUCUUCUUGCUGGCUGUCGUUGUGUAGAAUUGGACUUCUGGAAUGGGCGGACGGAAGAACCAGUCAUUGUUCAUGGUUAUACCCUGGUACCUGAUAUUUCUGCAAAGGAAGUGAUAGAAGCAAUUGCAGAGUCUGCAUUCAAGACUUCAGAUUACCCUGUGGUUCUUUCUUUUGAGAAUCAUUGCAACCCCCGGCAGCAAGCUAAGAUAGCACAAUAUUGUCGAGAAAUUUUCGGAGAAAAGUUACUGGAUGUUCCAUUAGAGUCGCAUAAAUUGGAACCUGGAACACUUCUUCCACCACCAUCACUUUUGACACGGAAAAUAAUCAUAAAAAAUAAGAAAAAACACCACCACCACCAUCACCAUCACAAGGGCACCAGUCAAAGUAAUUCCCAGUCGUCACUACAGCAGGACCUGAUUGGGUCUUCAGGGGGUGCUAGCGAGGCAGUACAGGGAAAUGGUGACAUCCCACAUCACCCUCCACUCCAAGUUCGUCAAAGUAGCAAGGAGAGUACGCACGAGGAGGAUGAGAAUGAUGAAGAGGAAGAAAGCAGUAGCGCUGAAGAAGCUGAAGAGGAUAAUCCUAUUGAGAUGAAGUUGCGGCUUCAAGAGAAGCCAUCAUCAGACAAAGUUUCAGCUGCCAAGGAAUCUGAGGCUGGGGCUGAGAUCUCAGCGCUUGUAAAUUAUGUACAACCUGUUCAUUUUUCAUCUUUCGAAAAUUCUGAAAAGAAGAACCGUUGUUAUGAAAUGUCAUCUUUUGAUGAAAGGCAAGCGACAAUGUUAUUAAAGGAGCGGCCUAUUGAGUUUGUCAAUUAUAACAAACACCAGCUGAGUCGAGUUUAUCCUGCUGGUACACGUUUUGACUCCAGCAACUUUAUGCCCCAAGUAUUCUGGAAUGCUGGCUGUCAGCUGGUUGCACUUAACUAUCAAACUCUAGACCUUGCAAUGCAGCUGAACUUAGGUAUGUUUGAAUACAAUCAUCGGUGCGGAUUUCUGCUGAAACCAGAAUUCAUGCGUCGGAGGGACCGACGUUUGGAUCCAUUUGCAGAAUCUACUGUUGAUGGUAUCAUCGCAGGGACAGUGCAAGUGACUGUUAUUUCUGGUCAGUUCCUUACUGACAAACGUGUAGGAACUUACGUAGAGGUGGAUAUGUAUGGAUUACCUGCAGAUACAGUCCGUAAGAAGUUCCGUACACGCAUUGUACCUGCCAGUGGCAUCAACCCCACCUAUGAUGAAGAGCCAUUUGUGUUUAAGAAGGUUGUGUUACCAGAACUUGCUAGUAUUAGGCUGGCAGCUUACGAAGAUUCGGGUCGUUUCAUUGGUCAUCGAGUUCUGCCUGUAGUUGGUCUCUGCCCAGGUUAUCGACAUGUAACCCUCAGGACAGAGGCUGGACAACCUCUUCCAUUAGCCACACUGUUCCUUUUAAUUGUUGUGAAGGAUUAUGUUCCUGAUGGUCUUUCAGACUUUGCAGAAGCCCUUGCUAAUCCUAUCAAGUACCAGUCAGAACUUGAGAAAAGAGCUCAACAGUUGGCUGUACUCACAGAAGACAUGGAUGUGAUUGAGGAAAAUGUAGGUAAACUUGCAGCACCAGAAAUGAUGCGUCCUUACCCAUCUCCGAGACCUUCCAUUGUAGGCGGCUUGGAAAGCCCGAUUACUGAGAAUCCAUCAGAGUCAGAUACGGGAUCUGUUGUGGUACCACCAGAAACUGCAACACAGAAUGAACAGCCUACUAGCCCCCCAGGGCCUCCUUCUGUACUUAAGUCUGCUACAAAAUCUAAUGAAGCCAUUCUUUUGCCAACAUCUGUUACAGGGAGCGAAGAUCUUGUGGCAGAGCCGUUGGAGAAAUUUAUGGAAAGCAAAGCAGUAAAGGAAAAAUUACAAGAACUGGAAAAGAAGCUGGAAACCCUGAAGAAGAAACAUGAAAAGGAAAAGAACAGGGUUCAGACACAUGGCAAGACUUCGUCACAUUAUGAUAAUGAUAGAAAGAAAAAGUUCUAUGGUCACAUGCUUGUGAAGAGGCUCUCCAAUAAGAAUAUAGAUGUUGGCAUGGGAACAGUUCAGCCCGACACUUCAGAAUGCUCUGAAUGUGAGAGUGAUGCGUCAAAAGCUACAGGCCUGCCUCGUAGUCAGUCAGAACGUUUACUGUCCCUCUGCAAGGAUUACAUCAACAGUGAGAGAGAACUAAGGGAGAAAUACCACGCACUGAUAUUCCAGACAGUUGAGAAACUAAUGAAAACAUCUCAGUGCAACCAGUUGAAGCUGUUGAGUGCCCUGUCAGAGCGGGAGACAGCAGAUAUGAUGCGUAGGCUUGAAGCAGCGCGACGGGGCGAGGUAAAAGCACUAUCGAAAGUACAUCGUGACAAGGAUGAAAUGAUACGAAUUAAACGUGAGGUCGCUUCAUCCAUAGUGGAGAAAGGUGUUCAUGAGCGUGUUCGACUGACAAAAGUAUAUGAGAAGAGACGUGAAGAACUUGAGCGGCAGCAUGAGGAGGUCCGCCUCAGGCUUGAGGAGAGAAAGAAUAAGGCCCUGGCAGACUUAAAUCGCAUGCAUGAAGACCAUGUUGCGAAGAUGGAAGAGGAUUUGCAACAUCAACACCAACACACCCAGCCAGCAACAGCAGCUGGAGGCGCAGCAGCAACAACAAGCACAGAACAUGUCACACAAUGAGAUUGAGCAGGAUAAUGCAACAAACCAAAGAUUUUUGUGUAUCCUCACUUCCAAGUAUGGAUAAUGGGGAAGAGCCUUCAUGUGGAAUGAGUGGUGACAAGACCUUUGUGGGGUUUGCAGGUUGAUAUUAAAAUGGCUGAAACCUCUGUGGUCAACAUUAUUUAAGUGGCAGGAAAAAAUGAAGUUGAAGCACCAAUGGUUGCAUGAGGAACAACUCUGGAAGGUGAGUCCUCAAAUGAACAUUUGCCUCAUUCCAACCUAACUCAAAAUACCAAGAAUCUGCUGUACAUGUUAGGACAAUCACUAGAUAGGUAUACUGAUCCAUACUGUAUAGUGUAUGUAGGGUGUAACAGAGGAGCUUUCUACUUUGGAGAGUAUGCAAUCAGGGUAAUCAAAAUACAAUUCUAUGUGAUACGUCUCUCUCUCUCUCUCUCUCUAAUUUAUUUUAUUGGAUUUGAUUUUGUAGGUUAGAAUUUUUUUUAACCUAACCUUCUACAAAUGCCUAAUCCAAAUAUGGAAUGGCUUCUAUUGUGAUAACUUAUCAGCUAAACCAUAACCUUAUAUGUUGCAAAGGGUGAAAUAAAGUUGUGAACGAGAGGCUUCAGAUUUCUCCUCUUAUGUACCAUAUACAGGGUGU
Molecule: messenger RNA, 4768 nt
Organism: Cryptotermes secundus
Lineage: Eukaryota; Metazoa; Arthropoda; Insecta; Blattodea; Kalotermitidae
Gene: Plc21C
Product: 1-phosphatidylinositol 4,5-bisphosphate phosphodiesterase classes I and II
Exons: 22
Coding region: 397-4131 (1244 amino acids)
Biological process (GO): lipid catabolic process; phosphatidylinositol-mediated signaling
Molecular function (GO): phosphatidylinositol-4,5-bisphosphate phospholipase C activity; calcium ion binding
Source: RefSeq, a predicted model, not a curated record